Lontra canadensis (Northern American river otter) is the source of this 1331-nucleotide messenger RNA. It is a transcript of the gene SDF4, whose product is annotated as stromal cell derived factor 4. Gene Ontology annotation, molecular function: calcium ion binding. NCBI's taxonomy places the organism in Eukaryota, Metazoa, Chordata, Mammalia, Carnivora, Mustelidae. Gene Ontology annotation, biological process: calcium-ion regulated exocytosis. The record is from RefSeq and is a predicted model, not a curated record. The transcript has 7 exons. Gene Ontology annotation, cellular component: endoplasmic reticulum. The coding region runs from base 14 to 1294 and encodes 426 amino acids.
GCCCAGAGGAAAGAUGGCGGCGCCAGCGUCGUCGCGGGGGCGUCGCGCCCGCCCGGAGCCGUUCCCGGUCCGCCUUUUCCCGGAAGAAAGAUGGCCGCGGCCUAGGAGCGUCCCGUCGGAGGCGUCACGGGCGCUCGGGCCCCGCUCGGCCGAUCCUGGGCGAGCGGAGGGAGGCCGCUCCUGGCCACACUUGCAGCCCGUCCUGCAUCCCAGACCCAGGGCGGCCAUGGCGUGCAGGCAGGUCCCCCUCAGCGGCCUGGCUCCUCACUGCCUCUGGCUCUUGGGGGUCAUCCUUCUGAUGGAUGUGUCUGCCCGGCCUGCCAACCACUCAUCUGCUCGGGAGAGAGCUGGCAGCAAGGAUGAGCGUGAGCUCCUGCCCCCAGACCACCUGAACGGGGUGAAGCUGGAGAUGGACGGGCACCUCAACAAGGACUUCCAUCAGGAGGUCUUCCUGGGGAAGGACACAGAUGGGUUUGAGGAGGAUGCGGAGCCGCGGAGGAGCAGGAGAAAGCUGAUGGUCCUCUUCUCCAAGGUGGACGUGAACACGGACCGGAGGAUCAGUGCCAAGGAGAUGCAGCGCUGGAUCAUGGAGAAGACGGCGGAGCACUUCCAGGAGGCCGUUGAGGAGAGCAAGGUGCACUUCCACGCUGUGGACCCCGAUGGCGACGGCCACGUGUCGUGGGACGAGUACAAAGUGAAGUUUCUGGUGAGCAAAGGCCACAGCGAGCAGGAAGUUGCGGAGAAGAUGAGGAACGGGGAGGAGCUGAAAGUCGACGAGGAGACACAGGAAGUGCUGGAGAACCUCAAGGACCGCUGGUAUCAGGCGGACAGCCCCCCCUCAGACCUGCUUCUGACCGAGGACGAGUUCCUGUCAUUCCUGCACCCUGAGCACAGCCGUGGCAUGCUCAAGUUCAUGGUCAAGGAGAUUGUCCGGGACCUGGACCAGGACGGCGACAAGCAGCUCUCACUGCCUGAGUUCAUCUCUCUGCCCGUCGGCACAGUGGAGAACCAGCAGGGCCAGGACAUCGAUGACAGUUGGGUCAGAGACCGAAAAAAAGAGUUUGAGGAACUGAUCGACGCCAACCAUGAUGGGAUCGUGACCAUGGCUGAGCUGGAGGACUACAUGGACCCCAUGAACGAGUACAACGCCCUUAACGAGGCCAAGCAGAUGAUCGCCAUCGCCGACGAGAACCAGAACCAGCACCUGGAGCCCGAGGAGGUCCUCAAAUACAGCGAGUUUUUCACGGGCAGCAAGCUGAUGGACUACGCCCGCAACGUGCACGAGGAGUUCUGAGCCCACGCACCCCCCCGCCACCCCCCCGGGCCGGCCG